AUGGCAUCAUCACCAGAACUCCUCCAUGAUUUCCCACCUUUUCUACAAGUAUACAACGACGGCCGGAUCGAACGCCUGAUCACCACCCCCCGCCUCCCACCAUCAACCGACCCCAUCACCGGUGUUCAGUCCAAAGACGUAGUAAUCUCAUCUGACCACGAAACCAAAUCCCGUAUCUUUCUCCCAAAACUCAACCCUCAAGAUCCACCAAAAAAGCUUCCGCUCAUCAUCUACAUCCACGGCGGCGGAUUUUGCAUCGGAUCACCGGUGAACAUCGUGACUCACAGCUUCCUCACGCCGCUAGUCUCCCAAACCCCAGCUGUCGCCAUCGCCGUUGGUUACAGGCUUGCCCCGGAAAACCCUCUACCCACCGCCUACCAUGACUGCUGGGCUGCAUUCCAGUGGAUCGCCGCUCAUUCAACCGGGUCAGGACCCGACCCGUGGAUCAACGAUUACGUGGAUACAAGUCGGGUUUUCUUGGUGGGUGAGAGUGCUGGGGCGAACUUGGCCCAUUUUGUUACGGUUCAAGCCGGAGUCAGUAAACCCGGUUUGGAUAUCCAGGGUUUGAUCGCAUUGCAUCCGUAUUUCUCUGAGAAAGAACCCGACAAGAUGAUACAGUAUUUGUAUCCGGGUAGUUCUUCGUCGGAUGAUGACCCGAAACUCAACCCACGUUCAGAUCCGGAUCUUGAGAAAAUGGGUUGCUCGAGGGUGUUCAUAAUGGUUGCCGAAAAGGAUUUUUUGAAACAAAGAGGGAUAGAUUAUAUGGAGACAUUAAAGAAGAGUAAAUGGGAAGGAAGUGUGGAGUUUGUGGAGAAUGAAGGAGAAGAUCAUUGUUUUUAUUUGUUUAACCCAAGAAGUGAAAAGGCUAAGGGAGUAAUUCAAAUGUUGAUUUCUUUUGUAAAUCAAGUAUAG
Lactuca virosa is the source of this 912-nucleotide messenger RNA. The record is from the annotation of a GenBank genome assembly. Lineage: Eukaryota; Viridiplantae; Streptophyta; Magnoliopsida; Asterales; Asteraceae.